This is a messenger RNA of Closterium sp. NIES-65, 600 nucleotides long. The record is from the annotation of a GenBank genome assembly. NCBI's taxonomy places the organism in Eukaryota, Viridiplantae, Streptophyta, Zygnematophyceae, Desmidiales, Closteriaceae.
AUGGCCAGGAACAUGGGCAUUCCGCCCACCUUCCGAUGCUCGAUACGGCUGGGUGCGCCGUGCAUCGCGGCGCCAGGGCGUGAGAUGGCCAUGCGGCACAGGGCCGAGGCCGCCAGCGCAGAUAUGGCGGCCGUGCGCGACGCCCGUGAGAAGAUGCCGCGACUCCUCACGCAGCUCGGCGUCGCCCCGCGGGACACCUUCAACCUCGACGAGACUGCUCUCUGGCUGUCGGUGCUUCCGCGGCGCACGUUACAGCAGCGGCCGCAUACCAGGCCGCAAGGUCUCGAAAGGAGCGAUUGGCCGUCGCAUUCCUCUGUGAAUGCGGACGGUAGCCAUGCAUUCCGGCCGCUUGUGAUCAGCAAGGCGAAGAGGCCGCAUGACUUCCGGCCCGACUACGACCCUGAGGCGCUAUGCUACUGGCGCCAUAACGCCAAAGGCUGGAUGACCUCGCCAGCGCCGACGACCAUGCAGGCCGUCUACGACGACGCCGACCCCGUGUGCCGUGAAGCGCGCCGCACUGCUCGUGCGGCGUGCGAGAUGCUCAUCGGCUACGCCCGGGGCCACCCGCAUCACUCCGCGCGAUCUGUGCGCUCUUUUUGA